GAGGGCUCAGAACCAAAUUGUGCAGCCAAGUGGAAAGUAGCGCGAGAGCAGAAGCGAAGCGAACGAACGAAAGUGUAUUCGCGAGAAAAAAAAAGGAAGGAACCUCGCUGUGUGCAAUUAAAUUAUUGGUGAAUAAAAUAGAACAAGUGCCCGUAAGGAACUAAUAUGUGUCUACAAGAGAUGGAGAAUCGUCGAGUAGAUGGCUUGAGUGAACAGCUGUUGAGCGAGCGCAUUAUGGGUGAAUUUAGUGUGCCAAGUGAAGAAAUGAGCAAGUUGAAGGACACACGUAGUGCUGCUCCGGUGGAGGAGGAACUUUACCGUGACAUGCUUGCCGGAGGCACCGAAGCCACCCGGAAGUUGUUCGAGGACAUCAAACGCUUGGGGGACAUGCUUUGUCACAGUACCCCGUACAAAAUCCUCACUCGAACCACGCAACCAUCGCAUGCCAUCUCGAUGCUGUUCGUGUCCUUUAUGCUGCUGGUGCUGUGGCCGAACAUAGUAGGCCAACAGUCGGCAUCCGGUAGCGAUUGUGUCCGACCGCAAACCCGUGCCAACGUGUUGGUUUCGCUGGCCUACUUCGGUUCUUUUGCGAUGCACUUCGGGGCGCAGAUGUGGAUGACUUUUGUGUCGGGUCUAGCGCUAUACUUUAACCUGCCACGUCACACGUUCGGUCGAAUCCAGGAGAUCCUGUUUCCGAAGUAUUUUUCCAUGGGAACGGGACUCAGUGUGGUAACGCUGCUGGCGUUCAUUAAGUUGCAGCAAACGGCUCAUCCGGAACUGAUUACGGCGUCACUUAACAGCUGGGAACCGAUGCUACUGGUUCAGCUGGCUUCGCUGGCUCUGUGUGCCGUGCUGGAGUUGAUCGUGUGGCUCUAUCUGGCACCUCCGAUGCUACGUUUGAUGCAUCUCAAGUAUAACUUUGAAGAACGGGAAACCGUCGGUCAGGAGGUGGGACAAUUCAGCGGAACAGAAAAUGCUCAGCUCCGUCGGUCAAGUCCGUAUCAGAAUGUGCACAAACGCUUCCGACAGAUCCAUAUGGCGACGGCUUCGGUCAAUAUGGGAUCACUGCUGUGCACCUUUAUCCAUCUGCACUAUCUGGCGUCGCGGGUCGAACUGCACUGAAAAAUGUAAGCCGUUUUUUUGCCCCGUUUCGUUGCGGCCGCCAUUUUGUAGACUGAGACGUGAGGUUUAUUAGCCAAAGUAUUAGCGAUGGAAAAAUUCCAGCUGUAUAAGCAGUAUUAAUUUCAGAAGGGAGUUGCAAAAAGGUUAGAAUCAAAAUUUCUCCCAGAAUCUAGUCGAUUUGAGUUUAGGAACAAAAAGAGCGUAGCUCAUAACCGGAGAAGGAAAAAAAAACUGAGACUGAGUUGGACACGCGUUUAAGGUCUAGUUGGAAGCACUAUUUUCUACUUCAGAUCCGCCAUCAGGUUAGAGGUUUCUGUUCACUGUGAGCACUGAAUUUAGGUGACUAUUGCAAGAUGAGAUUAAAUAGUUCCGAUAGUUUAAAACUAUUACUAGUAGCCGUAAGUUCGAUUUAGUAGCCUAUUUAUUGCAAUAUUCGAACAUUUCUGUGUGUUAGGAGAGAAAACCAAAUAAUGAAAAAGCGAGAAUAAAGAUCUGAAGUAGUGUUCUUAGUUUGUAGACUAUAGGAAACAACAAGUAAUCAGUAGUCUUAAGUAGCUAAAAUUAUCGAUCGUUUAGUGCUUUUAAUUGUCGUGUAGCGACAGCUAAAUAUUUAUUGUUCCACACCCUACUAGAAGCUUAUAUGAACUGAAGCUAAUAUUUAAUGGUUAGAAUAUGAAAAUUUAGUUACACGAAUUUAAAUCAAUUCCUAAAGAAGGAAAAAAUAAUAAAGAAAAUGAU
Molecule: messenger RNA, 1860 nt
Organism: Topomyia yanbarensis
Lineage: Eukaryota; Metazoa; Arthropoda; Insecta; Diptera; Culicidae
Product: transmembrane protein 205
Exons: 2
Coding region: 166-1122 (318 amino acids)
Source: RefSeq, a predicted model, not a curated record